Cylindrotheca closterium is the source of this 633-nucleotide messenger RNA. The record is from the annotation of a GenBank genome assembly. Lineage: Eukaryota; Bacillariophyta; Bacillariophyceae; Bacillariales; Bacillariaceae.
AUGUCCGAAACGGCCGCUCAACGAACUUUGGCAUCAGGAUCAUUCAAUACCGAAAUGGAAGUUAAGAAGAGCCGUUUUCUGGGACACGCCAAGCACGUCGAAAACUGGAGCGAAGCCCAAACUUACAUUGAUGAGGUCAAGGCGCUGCACCCCAAAGCUAGGCAUUGGUGUUACGCUGCAUGUUUUGGAGUAAACCCUGUAUCAGCGCGAUGUUCAGACGACGGGGAACCCACUGGGACAGCAGGGCAACCCAUAUUGAAUGCGAUUAAUGGUGAAGAACUCUCGGAUGUGGUAUGUGUGGUGGUCCGAUAUUCGGGCGGCAUUAAGCUUGGUGCGGGUGGACUCAUUCGGACCUAUGGGGCUGCUGCUCGUCUGGUGCUAAGAGAGGCCCCUGUCGACAUUCUCAUUCCGAAAUCCACCUUUCGAGUAAAAAUCUCUGACGCCGGCUAUGUCGGAUCGAUCUAUGAUUGUGUAUCCAAGGUUUCAGGUGGUGUAACAAGUGGAGACGAGUAUGGUGCUGAUGGGAGUCUGUCAGUUUCAAUCACUUGUGAUUUGGAAGAAUUCGAUCGCCUUCAAGGGGGACUCCGAGAUGCGACUCGCGGCAGCAUUGAAUUUCUUGAGGAAGAAGAAUAG